Molecule: messenger RNA, 1970 nt
Organism: Suillus bovinus
Lineage: Eukaryota; Fungi; Basidiomycota; Agaricomycetes; Boletales; Suillaceae
Product: 2-oxoacid dehydrogenases acyltransferase-domain-containing protein
Exons: 3
Coding region: 89-1645 (518 amino acids)
Cellular component (GO): mitochondrion; cytoplasm
Molecular function (GO): acetyltransferase activity; lipoic acid binding
Source: RefSeq, a predicted model, not a curated record
CUGCUCUCGUGUUUACGUAAUUACAGAUAUUUCAUUUUCAGCCCGAUCGGAUCUGCUGAGCUUGUUCAUCCAUCUUCCCCGCACUGCGAUGUUCAUCCGCCCCCUCCGUCGUCUCCUCACCCGUUCAACUGCCGUCUCACGCUUUCACACUUUUCCACCAUGCUUAUCUUCGAGGAAAAUUUUACAGAAUUUCAAGCUUGCUGAUAUUGGCGAGGGCAUCACAGAGUGUGAAGUCAUCAAAUGGAAUGUGAAGGAACUUGGCACUGUACAAAGCUUUGAGCCUUUGUGCGAGGUCCAGAGCGAUAAAGCAAGCGUCGAAAUCACAAGCCCAUUCGAUGGUGUAGUGAAAGAGAUUCUGGUAAAGGAAGGUGAAGUUGCAAAGGUUGGCCAAGGACUCUGUGUGAUUGAGGUUGAUGAGGAAUUGUUGGAUAGCGGAAGCGCAGAACAAGUAGAUCCUGCUUUGUCGACGGCAUCUGCGCCAUCUCCAGGAAUUCCGAACUCCAAGUUUGUCGAAGAAGAUGCUAUCUCUCGAGCCGAACAAAUCCAUGAGGAGCCAUCUGCACCCAGAAGACCACAUCCCAUGGACCCAAACUACUCACCUCCUUCCGCUCCCCAUGUUAACCCUGAGAACGUGCUCGCAAAGCCCUCAGUUCGUCAUUAUGCUCGCCAGUCCAAGGUUGACCUUGCACUUCUCUCAGGCAGCGGACGUGACGGACGCAUCGAGAAGAAGGAUAUCGAUGCAUUCCUGUCACGGCAAGUCUCUCCUGUUUCGGUAGACCCCGCUUCAGCUGCACCACGAGCACAAGCACAAGCCGAACAAGACGUGAUUGUCGAGCUUGGUCGGACACGUUAUGGCAUGUGGAAAGCUAUGACUCAAAGUCUUGAGGUUCCACACUUUGGCUACUCGACUUCUCUCGACCUCACAUCUCUCCAUUCUCUUCUCCCAAUACUCAAUUCGCAUAUACCUGAACAUUUCAAUCCCUCCAAUUCAUCAUCGCUCCCAAUUAACCCUUCCGCUCUGCAUCCCGCGCCAUCGCCUCCUCCCGUACCAGCAAGCGCCCAGUUCACACGGCUCACAUAUCUCCCUAUACUCAUAAAGACACUUGCAAAGGCCAUGAUGGCAUGGCCGGUGCUUCGUUCCUCCAUCACACCAGGUAGCGCAAAUGGAGGAGGCAAGCCCACACUUACCAUCCGUCCGCAUGCGGACAUCGCUGUUGCUCUGAGCACCACGACAGGUUUAUACACACCCGUCAUACCCCAUGCAGAUACGCACAAUAUCUACAGCCUAUCUUCACAACUUAAGCACCUUUCUUUCCUCGGCCGUCAAGUACCAUGCGCACUCACGAUGAACGAGAUGCCGAAACGUGGUGCAACGGUCACAGUAUCUAAUGUAGGCGCAAUCGGCGACGGGGAGUACGCGCACCCUGUCUUGGUACCUGGGGGUGGUGUAGCGAUCGUCGCCAUAGGGAGAGCGAGAUGGGUGUGGGACGUCAGUAAGAGUGAGCGUGGGGAGAGGAGACUAAAGGUUGGCGUGAGCUGGAGUGCGGAUCACCGUGUGCUAGAGGGUGCAGAGUUGGCUGCGUUCGUAGAGUCUUGGAGGGCAUAUGUGGAGGCACCUGAACGACUUAUCGGAGAGGGAAUAUGAGCCGAGUUCAUAUGCUCAAUGGAGGCUGUAUAAUUGAGCAUCGGACUUUUAUGCUAUCGCUUUGCAAUCAUGGUCUAGAGCAAGAAUAUCACGAUCCCAUACAUCAGCACUUUUCAUAUCUAUCGCUACCUGUCCUGUAAGUACCUUGUCAACACAUGGUGAAAUUGAUCGCGGCACUUUGCAACAUUGGUGAUUUACGCCGUUUAAUUAGAACCACGCUGCAUGCUGCCUUUGUAUCAGAUAUGGGUGAAGCCGGAGAUUCUUUGAUUAUCGCCACAAUGUACUUCAUCAUAAUACAUCACGAGUCCGAUUCAUAAUGAUUUUG